Messenger RNA from Suillus bovinus, 694 nucleotides. RefSeq names its product trimeric LpxA-like protein. Gene Ontology annotation, cellular component: dynactin complex. The transcript has 3 exons. Gene Ontology annotation, biological process: mitotic spindle organization. Gene Ontology annotation, molecular function: dynein complex binding. The coding region runs from base 26 to 559 and encodes 177 amino acids. Lineage: Eukaryota; Fungi; Basidiomycota; Agaricomycetes; Boletales; Suillaceae. The record is from RefSeq and is a predicted model, not a curated record.
GGUUAGGGCUACUGCUCUUGAACUCAUGCCACCUAUUCGAGAUAAGUUCACAAUCCAUUCAAGAGCGGUGGUCUGUCAAGAUGUAGAGUUAAAGGGAGACAUCACUAUUGGGCCAGGCACAGUCGUACACCCCAAGGCUACCAUCUUCGCAAUAGCUGGUCCUAUCGUAAUUGGCUCAGGUUGUAUCAUUGAAGAGGCCGCCAUAAUAGUCAAUCGCCGCAAAGAAGUGAUGAGAGUUGGUGACAAUAAUUUGUUCGAGAUUGGCUGUCGCGUUGAAUGUCCAUCCAUUGGCAACUUCAACACUAUAUCUACGCGUGCACGCGUCCACCAUACUGUUCGGAUAUCAAAUUACUGCGUCAUUGGUACUGCAUGCCUCGUAGUUCCUACAGAUGACGAGACCCUUGACGACUACACGUCCAUCUUCGGACCCGCUGCAGAAAGAAGGACUUGGAGUGGAAGGGGACGGAUUCAAGAGGCUGAUUUGAGGUUGAAACAUGCAGAGUAUCUUCGUGAGAUGCUACCGAAGUUCAAUCGACUACGAAGGGGAGACGGUGCUUGAGGUCUUUGUGCACGUUUUUUUAUUGCCUGACAGGAGCAUUGGUUGUGCGUGUUAGUCGGGUGUACAUUCGCUGUCGGACGGGCAUCAACGACAUCGGUGGUGGAUCAAUACACAUAAUCGCCUGUCAUUUCCAAG